This is a messenger RNA of Limanda limanda (common dab), 424 nucleotides long. RefSeq names its product elongation factor 1 (gene elof1). The transcript is spliced from 4 exons. Bases 85 to 336 code for a protein of 83 amino acids. NCBI's taxonomy places the organism in Eukaryota, Metazoa, Chordata, Actinopteri, Pleuronectiformes, Pleuronectidae. Gene Ontology annotation, biological process: transcription elongation by RNA polymerase II. Gene Ontology annotation, cellular component: transcription elongation factor complex. Gene Ontology annotation, molecular function: RNA polymerase II complex binding. The record is from RefSeq and is a predicted model, not a curated record.
CGUUGAACCCACAGAGCAUCUUCAUCCUCCUCCUCCUCCUCUUCCUCCUCUUCUACACAUCAUCCCUCAGAUAAAGGCGUAUAAAUGGGGCGCAGGAAGUCCAAGAGGAAGCCGCCUCCCAAGAAGAAGAUGACGGGGAACCUGGACACCCAGUUCACGUGCCCGUUCUGCAACCACGAGAAAUCCUGCGACGUCAAGAUGGAACGGACCCGGAACACGGGGAUUAUAUCAUGCAGCGUCUGCUUGGAGGAGUUCCAGACGCCGAUCACCUAUCUGUCCGAGGCUGUGGACGUCUACAGCGACUGGAUCGACGCGUGUGAAGCAGCCAAUCAGUAGCCCCGCCUCCCUGUGACUCACCUUCUCUCCCUCACCUCACGCUUCACCUCUGGUUUGGUGAAUCAGCUCCUGUCUGUCCCACCGUCCU